Molecule: messenger RNA, 1386 nt
Organism: Striga hermonthica
Lineage: Eukaryota; Viridiplantae; Streptophyta; Magnoliopsida; Lamiales; Orobanchaceae
Source: the annotation of a GenBank genome assembly
AUGCGGAAGUUGUCUUUCGACUACCGCUAUCUCCUUCUAGUCGCAGUCUUGCCGUUCAUCUACUUACAGAUGCGCCUUUUUGCUACUCAAUCACAGUAUGCUGAUCGGCUUGCGGAUGCUAUCGAGGCAGAAACCCAAUGUACUAGACAGACGCGGUUAUUGAUUGAUCAGAUCAGCAUGCAACAAGGGCGGAUUCUUUCUCUUGAAGAAGAAAUGAAACGUCAGGAACAAGAAUGCAGACAGUUAAGAGCACUUGUUCAGGAUCUUCAAGGGAAAGGUCUCGCGAAAUUGAUGGGUGAUGUACAGGCUCCUGUAGCAGCAGUUGUAGUGAUGGCCUGUAACCGUGCCGAUUACCUUGACAAGACUAUCAAGUCUAUUCUAAAAUAUCAGAGUCCGGUUGCAUCAAGAUAUCCUCUUUUCAUAUCACAGGAUGGAUCAGAUCCUCAUGUUAAAAGUAAGGCGUUGAGCUAUGAUCAGCUAACGUACAUGCAGCAUCUGGAUUAUGAACCUGUGCAUACAGACAGGCCUGGGGAACUGAUUGCAUACUACAAGAUUGCACGACAUUAUAAAUGGGCACUGGAUCAAUUGUUCUACAAGCAUAAUUUCAGUCGAGUGAUCAUCCUUGAAGAUGAUAUGGAAAUUGCUCCUGAUUUCUUUGACUAUUUUGAGGCUGGAGCUAAACUCCUUGACCGUGACAAAUCCAUUAUGGCGAUAUCGUCAUGGAAUGAUAACGGGCAGAGGCAGUUCGUUCAUGAUCCUUAUGUACUUUAUCGUUCUGAUUUUUUCCCUGGUCUUGGAUGGAUGCUCUCAAGAUCUACAUGGGAUGAACUGUCGCCUAAAUGGCCAAAGGCAUAUCCUUUAAUAAUCAUAUUGAGUUUUUUUCUUAACCAAACAAUUACUUAUUGGGAUGACUGGCUAAGACUGAAAGAGAAUCGUAGAGGAAGACAGUUCAUUCGCCCUGAAGUGUGCAGAACAUAUAAUUUUGGGGAACAUGGUUCCAGUAUGGGGCAAUUCUUCAAACAAUACCUUGAACCUAUCAGACUGAAUGAUGUUCAGGUUGACUGGAAGUCUAUGGAUCUGAGCUACCUAGAGGAGGACAAGUAUGCUGAGUACUUUGCUGGAUUGCUUAAGAACUCUACCCCAGUGCAUGGGACCGAUGCUGUUCUGAAGACAAAUAACAUAGACGGUGACAUUCGUAUUUUGUACCGAGACCAGUCAGGCUUUGAGCACAUCGCUAGUCAGUUUGGUGUUUUUGAAGAGUGGAAGGAUGGUGUCCCAAGAACAGCAUAUAAAGGAGUAGUUGUUUUCCGGUAUCAGACACAAAAGCGCGUUUUCCUUGUUGGUUCAGAUUCGCUCCAGCAACUCGGGAUUAGAGAAGGCAAGUGA